AUGGAGGGCAAGAAGGUCGCAUUCCCUGCCGGCGAAAAGCCUGCAGACUCCAACCUGCCGCAGUACGAUGGCGACCUCGUGGCGGAGAUGAGUGAGAGGGAGAGGACCGUCUACGAGCACGGUGUUGAGAAAUUCAGCCGCCUGGGCUGGAAGCGACUCACAAUCGUUCUCAUUGUCGAGGCCAUUGCCCUUGGAAGUCUGUCUCUUCCCUCUACUUUUGCCACCCUGGGUAUGGUCGCGGGCGUCAUCUGCACCGUCGGCCUCGGGUUGCUCGCUAUCUAUACAUCAUACGUCGUCGGUCAGGUCAAGCUGAAAUUCCCUCUCGUCCACCACUACCCCGACGCUGGGAGAUUGCUUUUUGGUCGCUUUGGGCCCGUGAUGGGCCGCAUUGGCUUUGAGGUGAUCAACUUCAUGCUUAUCCUGCAGCUGCUCUUCCUGACCGGCUCACACACCUUGACCGGCGCCAUUGCAUGGAUCGACAUCACCCAGAGCGGCAUCUGCUCUGUUAUUUUCGCAGUGGUUUCCGCCAUUAUCCUUUUCUUGCUGGCCGUGCCUCCCAGUUUCACUGAGAUGGCGAUUCUCGGCUACAUUGACUUUGCGUCUAUCAUCAUCGCCAUUGGCAUCACCAUCAUCGCUACCGGUGUUGAGAGCACCAAUGCCCCCGGUGGCCUCGCUAGCGUGCCUUGGUCUGCCUGGCCCAAGGAGGGCACCACCUUUGCCGAUGCAUUCAUCGCCUUGACCAACAUCAUCUUCGCAUACAGUUUCGCCAUGUGUCAAUUUUCUUUCAUGGAUGAAAUGCACACCCCCAAGGACUACGUCAAGUCUAUUUGGACCCUCGGUCUGACCGAAAUCGUCAUCUACACCGUGACCGGAGCUAUUGUCUACGCCUUUGUUGGUCAAGAAGUUGACAGCCCUGCCCUACUGUCGGCCGGCAAUCUGAUGAGCCGCAUUGCGUUUGGUGUUGCUCUUCCCGUCAUCUUUAUCAGUGGAUCUAUCAACACUGUCGUCGCGGGACGCGUUGUCCACGGCCGCAUCUUCAAGGACUCCCCCAUCCGCUUCAUCAACACGCCGAUGGGCUGGAUUACAUGGCUGGCCAUCAUUGCGGCUGGCACUGUCAUCGCCUUCGUCAUCGCCGAAGUCAUUCCAUUCUUCAAUGACUUGCUGUCUAUUUCCUCGUCACUCUUCAUCUCCGGGUUCACCUUUUACUUCCCUGCUCUGAUGUGGUUCAUGCUCAUUCGUGAGGGCGAGUGGAACUCGCCCAAGAACCUGGCUCUCGGCGCGCUGAACGCCCUCUGCUUUGUCAUCGGUGUUGUGACUCUCGUGGCUGGUACCUAUUCGAGUGUCACCGAUAUUAUCGACAAGUAUAAUACGGGCGAAGUCCGCGGUGUCUUCAGCUGUUCUAAGCCCAACUAA
Messenger RNA from Aspergillus versicolor CBS 583.65, 1413 nucleotides. Its product is annotated as putative amino acid transporter. The coding region runs from base 1 to 1413 and encodes 470 amino acids. The record is from RefSeq and is a predicted model, not a curated record. The transcript is spliced from 2 exons. Gene Ontology annotation, cellular component: vacuolar membrane. Gene Ontology annotation, biological process: amino acid transmembrane transport. Gene Ontology annotation, molecular function: amino acid transmembrane transporter activity. NCBI's taxonomy places the organism in Eukaryota, Fungi, Ascomycota, Eurotiomycetes, Eurotiales, Aspergillaceae.